CCUCUCAGACAUAACUCAGAUCUACCUGUCCCUAAUCUUAUCCAAGAAUUUCGAUGGUUUUGAUGACAUCGUAAUUAGAAAGUUGUUGGAUUUCAACUCUUACAUUCUUUUAAGUUCAUAUGUUCAUCCAUAGAAAUGCCAGCGAGAAUUCAGAAUGAUGGGGACAGAACACGAAACUCCGAUGCUCCAUCAGAGCCAAGUUAUGAGACAAUGGACACCAGCGAUGAGCCAUCAAUCCAAGUAGAAACUGAUCAUCUCCCGGAGCCCCAGCCCAUUGAGUCAGACAUUCUGAACCUGGCCAUUGAUGUUCCCUACACAGAGACUGACACCACUGCCCUCCCCACAACCAUUUCUUCUGGUUCACUGAUGGAAACUCGUACCAAUUCACUGGACUCUACGAACACUCUCUCUUUUAACUCAAUCUCAGGUGACUCUCUGGAGCCUCAAUCCUCUCGAGGAAACAUUGGUGGGCCUCGAAAUAUUUAUGACUUGAGUGAUGAUAGCUACGACUCUAGAGAUAACGUCUACAUUCCAAGGGCAGUCGGCUACGAGCGCCCAAUUCUUCACGGAAACGAAUCUUCAGACAAUACGAGUGAAGUUCAAGAAGUGCCUGAACUAGUAUCUAAUCGCGCAGGACCAAGCAGAAUUACUCCUCAAUCAGUCCAAUCCAGUGAGGGAGUUAAUCCCGGGACUCAAGUGCCUUCCUACGGACCUCCAGUCAGCCCCAAUAUCAUCAGGAGAGCUGGGCCGUACAUCCUGGGACCUCUCAUAGGAACAUGUCCUGUUAAGACCAUUAUCCAGUGUCUAGCCAGGAAGGAAGGCACUGAUAAGUACUACACUAUAAAAAUGCUUACCCUGAAGAACGGCAACGAGCAUGAAUCGCAAGACGAUCGUCAAGGAAAGAUGCUGCUACAUGCGGAAUAUUCCUUGUUGAGCCUGCUUCAUAAUCAGGAUGGAGUGGUACACCACCAUGGGCUUUUCAAGGACUCAGUAUUGGAGGAGAAAUCAACUUCCAGUGGUCGUUUCUAUACUGGGAGAAUAAAAAAAAGACUCUGUUUAGUCCUGGAUUGUCUCACAUCCCACGACUUCAACCCCAGAAAUGACGAGCUUCUCAAUCUCCAGCACCAUAUGAUAAGGGAAAAGAGACUACCCGAGAAAGAGAGUCUCCUCAUAUUCACUGAUACUGUACGGAUCGUUGCAGAGUUUCAUAAAAAAAAUAUCGUCCACAGAGAUCUAAAGCUAGGAAAUAUCGUUUUAAACAGGAAAACGAAAAAAGUUACAAUAACGAAUUUCUGUUUGGGAACAUUUUUAGCUAGUGAAAAAGAUCUGUUGAAGGACCAAAGAGGAAGUCCAGCAUACGUAUCUCCAGACGUUCUCUGUGGGAAACCCUACUUAGGUAAGCCCUCUGACAUGUGGUCUCUGGGGGUUGUUCUCUUUACGAUGCUCUAUGGAUAUUUUCCUUUCUACGACACCAGUCCAACCCCAUUGUACAACAAAAUUCGAGCUGCAAAUUAUCACAUUCCUAAUGAUGGAAGAGUGUCUGAGGGGACAACUAAUUUAAUUAGGGAUCUCCUAGUUUUACAGCCUAACCGAAGACUGACUGCAGUUCAAGUUUUAGAAUCUCUGAGAGUCAUCAUAGAAACUUUCAAAGUACAUGGAACCAUUAGUGAGGAGGAACAGGUAGUGCCCGAUACAUCUGAUAUAAAGGAGGACUCCUGUGAGAAGAAAACAGAGAUAAGCGAGAGAAAGAAGCUGGAGACGAGACCUUUCGCUGAUUUAUUGAAGAAAAUGACGGUUCAGGAGCAAAUGCAACAGAUGAUUAAUCAGCAGAGUCCUCUGACACCCAGGACUCGGCCUUUCGGACAGAUCCCAGUUUACAGAGUUGAUUCAGACCCCCGAGAGCUGACACAAGCUGAAUUGGAUAAAUACAGUCAUUUGAUUCCUAGAGAUAAUCAGCGAAAUCAUCCCCAUGGUUCCAGAAGAGAAGGGGUAAUUUCCAGGAAUCGAUCAACCUCUCGAUUCAGAACUACCUCUGAGACUACCCCCCCGCCAGUUGGACAUGGUCAAAGUAAUGGAGCACGUACCAAUCCCAUUCACGGUUCCUCAAAUCCUCCAGCUCCGGAGGCAGCGCCUCAAGCAAUACCUCAAGCGAUAAUUCACACAACACCUCAUGCACUUGGAUCCAAUCCUGUGAAUUUGAGUGGUAGAGAAACUCCAGCUGUUGGAACCUGGCCAAAUUCCAACUCUAGAGACGGAGCCUCCACAUCCUCACCUGUAAUCAUCAGUCGGGUCACUGAUUGUGGUGUUCAAAGGGUAAAUUCCCUGCUGAAUUCUGGAAGUCAUGAUCCUAGACCUUCUGGUGCUGCUCCCAGUCAAAAUAGAACCGUCUCAGGUAAUCCUGUACUGCCCGUCAAUGUAGACGUAUCUCCGUCGCCACCAUUUCUACCAGAGAGUCCGGCUCGUGCUCCAGCAAGGCAGGCUCCGGAGGGAUCGGAGGCUUCCGAUUCUGCUCCAUUCAGGGAGAUGAGUGCAGAGAUGUCCAGGAAUGCUCGAAUUUCAGAACUCCGGAGUCGAUAUGACUACGCGAGGAUGUCCAUGGCCAUUAGAGCCUGUAUAUUAAACCGAAAUAACCAGAGACCGUCGGAGCAUCCUAGACCUUUGAUAUUGUCCAAUCGAUCGGUUCCUGAUGUGGAUACUCUUGAUCAGGAACGCAGGUCCAGAGCGGCAGUCCUCGAUCGUAUCGUUUCGUUAAGGAUAAGAAUGCAGCAGAAUAGAAUUGAUAAUAUUGAGAGGCAGACGAAUGUCUUGACAAGUUUGAAUAGUAGUAUGGGGAGAGUGGAAGGGAAUAGAGUGGCCAGAGGGAGGGCAACUCUCAGUCAACACAGACACACACCGUACUCAACAUCGUCGACGAAUAUUCAAAUUGGUUACAUAGCCAAUCCUGGAAUGUUUACGCAGAUAGGUACAAUGGAUUGGCCGAGAAAUGGAGCAGACGCAGAGAGGGCCGAGGCAGGGCGGACUCUUCGACGACUCAUGGCGAGACUCAGAUCAUCCCAAGGGUUGUUUCGGAUGACACUAGGUAGGAAUAGGACGAGGGAUAAUGACCCUAGAACCGACCAAAAUGGAACUGAGGAGAGGGAGAAUUGAGAAACCAUCUCAAUUUUUAUAGAUUAUCCAAGGAUCAGUGCCAAUUUUCUGAUAACAGGGUUGAGGAACGUAUGAAUGAAUUUAGGAAUUUUAUUGAGUUGGCGACAGGUCAGUUUUUAUUUUUAUUGGAAAUACAUUCAAGAUAUUUUGUCUCAGAGUUUGAGUGUGAAUUGGUAUAUUCGCAAUGCUGAAAACUAGAGUUAUUGGAAAGACCAUUAAUUUUAAAUCCCAGGAAAUAUCAGAUGCAAGCACUAUUUAUAGAUUAUUGUAAAAUUAUAUUAAUGAUUGUAUAAAAUAUUGUAUGAUUCAAUGAAUAUUGCGAAAUCGA
Fopius arisanus is the source of this 3475-nucleotide messenger RNA. RefSeq lists its product as uncharacterized. The record is from RefSeq and is a predicted model, not a curated record. Gene Ontology annotation, molecular function: protein kinase activity; ATP binding. Bases 136 to 3147 code for a protein of 1003 amino acids. The transcript has 2 exons. NCBI's taxonomy places the organism in Eukaryota, Metazoa, Arthropoda, Insecta, Hymenoptera, Braconidae. Gene Ontology annotation, biological process: protein phosphorylation.